Messenger RNA from Cantharellus anzutake, 504 nucleotides. RefSeq lists its product as uncharacterized. The transcript has a single exon. The record is from RefSeq and is a predicted model, not a curated record. Bases 1 to 504 code for a protein of 167 amino acids. NCBI's taxonomy places the organism in Eukaryota, Fungi, Basidiomycota, Agaricomycetes, Cantharellales, Hydnaceae.
AUGCCCACUGCACAUCAGCCUUCUGUUGAUUGUGCAGCCUCCAACCCCAAUCCAAGUUCCUCCACUGCACACUCAGAUGCCAAUGCAUUGCCAGCUGUGGUUCUGCCACACUCCCAGAUGGCACUGUCAACUCCGCUGACUCUGGACCUAACUUUGCCGACUUUGGCAUUAGUUCCACCGACUCCGGCGACCCUGAAGAACUGUCAUCAUCGCCAAGGUCGUAAAAAACGUCAAUCUGAGCAACAUUCAUCUUCACCUUCCCUUUCCGUCGCUCCAAAUCCCUCUUCCAUCUCUUCCACCUCUUCCCCCCUUCAUUCUGGUUACAAUAAAUCAUGUUUUAAUCUUGCUCAACAUAUCCCCUUCCCUAUCCUCACAUAUGCUGCUGUGGCUGGCAAAAAAGCACAGCUGUGUAUUUCAUUUCCCAUCUUGGCCACCCCUGAUGCACGACCUCAAGGAUGGCCAACCAAGACUCGACUGGGUUCAACUAAGGACCCACCUUCCUAA